AUGGCCGGUUUAUUUCGAAAAGUAUAUGACUGGCUGCUCAAGACCUUUUGGGCGACGCAGAUGGACGUCACAAUGAUCGGGUUGCAAAAUGCUGGCAAGACAUCCCUGCUGCGUGUAUUAGCGGGGGGCGAAUUCACUAUCGACUCGAUUCCGACUGUCGGGUUCAACAUGAAGCGAGUGCAACGAGGUCACGUCACGUUGAAAUGUUGGGACAUUGGUGGGCAGCCUCGUUUUCGGACAAUGUGGGAGAGGUAUUGCCGCGGCGUGAACGCCAUCGUUUUCAUCGUCGAUAUAGCGGACCUGAAUGUUCUCCAGCAGGCCCGAGACGAGCUCCACGCGUUGAUGGCACAGAGUUCCCUAAACGGCAUCCCGCUCCUGGUGCUAGGCAACAAGUCGGAUUUGCCGGAGAAACUCUCAGUGGAUGAGUUGAUCGAUGCUCUGGAUCUGAAAUCAAUCGGUCAUAGGGAGGUGUGCUGUUACGGCAUCAGUGCCAAAGAGGAAACGAACCUAGAAGCCGUGAUUCAGUGGCUUAUGAAGUGGGCAAACAGAUGA
Molecule: messenger RNA, 552 nt
Organism: Sodiomyces alkalinus F11
Lineage: Eukaryota; Fungi; Ascomycota; Sordariomycetes; Glomerellales; Plectosphaerellaceae
Product: ADP-ribosylation factor family protein
Exons: 4
Coding region: 1-552 (183 amino acids)
Biological process (GO): protein transport
Cellular component (GO): lysosomal membrane
Molecular function (GO): GTPase activity; GTP binding
Source: RefSeq, a predicted model, not a curated record